Messenger RNA from Chaetomium fimeti, 732 nucleotides. RefSeq names its product Tim17/Tim22/Tim23/Pmp24 family-domain-containing protein. The record is from RefSeq and is a predicted model, not a curated record. Lineage: Eukaryota; Fungi; Ascomycota; Sordariomycetes; Sordariales; Chaetomiaceae. The transcript has 2 exons. Gene Ontology annotation, cellular component: mitochondrial inner membrane; TIM23 mitochondrial import inner membrane translocase complex. Gene Ontology annotation, biological process: protein import into mitochondrial matrix. Gene Ontology annotation, molecular function: transmembrane protein transporter activity. Bases 1 to 732 code for a protein of 243 amino acids.
AUGUCCAUCUGGGAUGCCCUCACCGGACGCAAGUCCUCAUCGCAGACCUCGUCGUCGAAUGCGCCAGCAGCGCCGUCUGCCCCGGAGCACCAUACUACUCCUACCAAUACCUUCCAACCGACUACUACCUUCGACCCUACUGCCGGUCAGGGUGUAGAAUCCUUCCUCGGCAGCUCCUCCUUCGCCGACCCCUCACAACUACACCCCCUCGCCGGCCUGAACAGGGACACCCUAGACUACCUCUCCCUCGAAGACUCUGCGCUCUCGGACUUGCCCGGCUCGCAAUCGGCCCUGCCGUCACGCGGCUUUACAGAUGACCUCUGCUAUGGUACAGGCACAACAUACCUCGCCGGUCUCUCGCUAGGAGGUGCAUGGGGGUUGCAGGAGGGGUUGAGGAAGUCGGCCGGCGAGUCGCCAAAGCUCCGGUUGAACUCGGUGCUCAAUUCCAUCACACGGAGAGGGCCGUUCUUGGGCAACUCGGCGGGCGUGGUUGCCGUCUGCUACAACUGCAUCAACUCAUACAUCGGGUAUUUGAGGGGGAAGAACGAUGCCGCCAACACGAUCGUAGCCGGCGCCCUUAGUGGUAUGCUGUUUAAGAGCACAAGGGGGCUUCGGCCGAUGGCCAUAUCGGGCGGUAUCGUGGCUUCAGUAGCUGGUGCCUGGGCGAUCGUGAGGAGGACUAUCUUCCACAACCCCGAGGAAUCCCAUGCCGAGGCUCUUGCAACCCUCUAA